AAUGCAUUGAGUGAAUGCAUGCAGUGUUUGAUGGCAUCAAUAAUACGAUUACUUUUGAAAAGAGUUUGCUUUGCAGUCAACGAAAGACUAUAUCAACACUUUGGUACCAAUUGUCAUACAUUUAGACCAUUAGAUAAUGUCUGCAGAGGAGGAGAAAAUGGACACAAGUGUGCCGUCGGACACGACCGCCAAUGAGACGGCCGUUGCAGCGCCUCAAGAGAUGGACAGCGAGAGUGUGUCCGUGGGAUCAUCGGUGAUGGCGUCGACAUCGGUGUCCACGGCUGCCAUCUCUGUGUCUCUGCACCCGUUGGUGAUAAUGAAUGUGUCGGAGCACUGGACACGAAUCAGAGCCCAAGAAAACAGUGGCGAUAAUGCGGGCACAAGUGAGGGCGCACAGGGAGUGCCGGUGCAAGUGGUCGGCGCUCUGAUCGGCAAACAAAACGGACGGGACAUCGAAAUCAUGAACUCUUUUGAACUGAAUUUCGAUCGAUUAGAUAAUGAGAUAAUCAUUGAUAGAGACUAUUAUAACACCAAAGAGUCUCAAUUCAAACAAGUGUUCCCCGAACUCGACUUCUUGGGCUGGUAUGCCAAUGGAGACCAACCAAAUGAGUCCGACCUUAAGAUUCACAAACAGAUCAUCGAAAUCAACGAAAGCCCGCUCUUCUUGAAACUCAAUCCAAUGACCCGACACACAGGACUUCCCAUAAAAUUGUAUGAAUCGGUGAUAGACUUAGUGAACGGAAGGGCGACAAUGCUUUUCGUUGACAUUCCCUACCAUUUGGCGACAGAAGAGGCCGAACGCAUAGGUCUGGACCACAUGGCGAGGAUGACGGCCACCACUCAGUCGGGACAGAUGGCCAACUCGCUGGUGGCCGAACACCUGCGCGUGCAGUACAGUGCCGUCAAAAUGCUUAGGGAUAGGGUUCGCCUCAUUCUCGACUACGUCCGCGACAUCCGCGACGACACCCUUCCCUGGAAUCACGAGAUUCUUAGGGAAACCCAUAAUCUUUGCCAUCGCCUACCAGUGCUCAGUACAGACAAGUUUUCGCAGGACUUCUACAACCAGUGUAAUGAUGUGGCGCUCAUGACUUACUUAGGAAUGCUCACCAAAGGAUCAAAUACUGUCAACCAGUUCGUCAAUAAAUUCAAUAUCCUUUACGACAGACAAGGAAUGGGUCGCAGAAUGAGAGGACUCUUCUUCUAGUACUACACUCUGACCCCUAAUUCUCACCACUUAUUCGAUACUAUUAUUACAAUUAUUUCUUUAAUUAAAUUAUUCAUAUUUAAUGUCCAAAUUGUCUAUAAAUAAACUAUUUGUCAAACAAA
Molecule: messenger RNA, 1326 nt
Organism: Oppiella nova
Lineage: Eukaryota; Metazoa; Arthropoda; Arachnida; Sarcoptiformes; Oppiidae
Source: the annotation of a GenBank genome assembly